GGAUCCUGAGAAGCUGUUGUCAAGCAUCCACAGUACUGCUGAGUUUGCUGAGAAGGGUCGCACUAAUGGAGUACACGAUCAGAAUCGAACCCGACGCCUCAGCUGAUGACAUUUACAUUCAGCUGAAAAAUGGAGGAAAGCUGUCUGAAGAGGUCAAGUUUAAAGAACAAAACACAAUCCUUAACUUUGAGGAUAAACCACAAGAAAUCGUCAUCGAACGGAAAGCAUCUUUUAUUAAAAGGCUGUUCACAUCAUUUUACUGCAAAUACAUUGAGGUGCAGAGCUCGGAGUCUGUCUUCUACUUUCCGGUCUUCAACAAUAUUUCCACCACAAAGGAGACCAUAGCAGAGGGCUCAGGAAAGCUGCCUUGGGAAGAUGAUGAGGAGGAGAGAGAAAAUGGAAUGGAUCUGAAGAAAAAUCUCCAAGACCUUGUUGGCUGGACAGCUCCUUGCAAGAUGACUGCCUCUCACAUGUCACGGCCCAAACGUGGUUUCAGAUAUGAGCAGAUAUCAGACAGUGCUGCCCAUAAGACCCUCUCCCUCAUGUCACUGGCCGAAGAUGAUUCCAGUGGGAUAUUUUGGGAGCUUUGUCCAGAGAAGUGGAAGAAAUCUUUGGAUAAAAUGCAACCUGCAAUUCAGAAGACACAUGAUCGAUUGAAGACUGUAUCCCUGGAUUUUUCACAUAUGAAUAUGGCCGUGAAUCCUAUGGAGCCUCCUCUGGUCGGAAGUCCAGGUUGA
Messenger RNA from Brienomyrus brachyistius, 737 nucleotides. RefSeq lists its product as uncharacterized. The record is from RefSeq and is a predicted model, not a curated record. The transcript has 9 exons. The coding region runs from base 66 to 737 and encodes 223 amino acids. NCBI's taxonomy places the organism in Eukaryota, Metazoa, Chordata, Actinopteri, Osteoglossiformes, Mormyridae.